UUUUUGAUACAGAUAAACUGGUCCACAGAGUAUCUAAGUAGUCAUUUUUAUUUGUGUUGAAUAAGUUUGGCGGUAAAUUGAAAAAUUUUAAGUUAAUAACCUAAUAACUUUCAAAUGAAAAUAUGUUUGAAAAUCAGAAUGUUAAAAACUAUUUACAGAGUUUUAAAUAUAAUUGCAGUAAUAGCUAUAAAAGUUUUCAAAAUCAGAAUAUUAGUUCAACAUCACAGUUUAUUUCGAAGACCGAUUUGCAUGAGCUAUUGGAAAUUUUUAACACAAGUUCUAACUUAGAAACACAAAUAAAGCUUAUCUCUAUACUCAAUAGAUAUUUGCUGACAAACAAUGCACAGCACGUAGAUGUUAUUAUACGAUGCAAACCUAUAUACUAUACAAUAGACCGCAUAUUAGGCAUGAAUCUACCAAAAAAGACUGCGACGAUUCUUAAUUUCCUAACAUUAAUACUUUUCUGUGACAACGAGGAAUGCACGUCUAGACAACACACUUUGACUUUAUUCGCGAAGAAUAUGAUACGAACGAGCGGAUGUCUCGCUACCCUCAUAGACGUAUUCUUGGCGCACAUGGUGCGGCAAGACACUUGGAUUUCUCUAUGUCAUUGUUUAACUGAAAUAUGUUGUGGUUCAGAAGUUAAUCAGAGCUAUUGUUCCCACCUCAUAUGUCAGUCUGUACAGAAAUGCAGACAGGGCGCUUUUGAAUUAUUCCCAUUAAUUCAGAGUUUAACGUCGGGACACAAACGAAACGUUAAAAUAUUCAUUGAAUGCGAAGGAAUUUCGUUAUUUUCAAGACGGUCAUUGCAAAUGAACUCGUGCAUGCACCUACUCGCUUCUGUUGUCGAAACGUGCACGGAAGCAGCCGUUUUUGUUAAAUCAGCCGGAAUACUUGAACACGUCCGUGAUUUAUUAAGAUUGCAAGGGCCGUACUCACAGAUGGGUCAGUGGGCGACCAUAGUGCUGUAUUAUGCUGAUUUGCGAUUAAAAGAGCAUUUAACAGAUAAAAACAUGAAUGAAAAAAUAAAAAAACAAGAACGUUCCGAAUCAAACGAUUCAUUAAAAAAUGUGAAAAAACAGAUUAGUUACGAUGAUACGAACUUGUUAUUUCGAAGUAUUAUCAAAGAAAUAGCAAAAUGGCAACCUAAUGAUGAAGUCGCCCGUAAUAAAUCCGCGAUGUGGGAUGUCAAAAUAAAGGCUUUAGAAAAAAAUCAAAGUUGUAUUGUGCCCAAAACAGUGAACCUGCCAAAAUAUUCUACCACGCAGAGCAGAACGUUCAAUAAAAAUUUAAAAAUAAACAAAAAUAACAAACAUAAUGAAUACAUUCGUCAUGAAUCGCAACAAUUGUCGUUUAGUUUUUUGCAAAAGCGAUUUCCGCGGUAUAAAUUCGAUGAUACACAUCUUUAUGAGUCCAAGAAUUCUGACCAUAAAAUUGUAGACAACGUUCAAACUACAUCAAGAAAUGUUAAUGAGCAGUCUCGCGUUAAUUACACGAACAUUGGAAACAUUCAGACCGAUUGGAUGGAAUCUUUUAAAUCGAAACUGAAAGGCUCUGAAUUAAAUCAAAAAUGUGAUUUGAGCGUUAUCGAUUUUAAACCGAUAUUUGUUUCAACUCCAAAGCACAGCUUUAGUUUUAACGAAACCGAUUUACGGUCAGCGAAUCAUUCGAACUACACUCACAGUAAGAGUACUACAAUUAAUAAACGUUCGUUUAAAACUAAAAAAACAGCGUCGAAACACCAACAAAAAAUAUCGAAUAAAAAAAUCGAUAGAAUGUUAAAAAAUCGAUCUUUAGGCUCCAGAUUAUUCAAUGUCAUCAAUAAUUCUUGCACAACGCUCAUGAAAACCGUCAAAAAUAUUUUCGGAAGUAGGAAUUAUGAACGGAAUGGUGACGAAUCUGAAACGAGCGACAGGCGAGUUCCGUCUUGCUCGUUCAGCUUCACAAACUACAUGCGUAAAAGAGAUGCAGUAUUGAUGGACGUUACGUCGACGGAACCGCGAGACCCGUACGCCGCGGGCGGGCUCAACAGCUCGUGCCAAACUUGUAAUGACACUGAUGCUUUACAACAUAAAAUUCUGGACGACAAACACCUUCAGCAAACCGUUAAGAAACUUAAAAUGGGAAUCAAUGUGUAUGGCUGCGAUUUCAAGAAAAUUUCUAAAUCAAUGUGGCCUUUAGAGAGCUACAUGACACCGACAGUACUUUACAAUCUUUAUAGGAAAUUAAUUAUGAAAUAAAUGAAUUACACUCACUCUCA
Molecule: messenger RNA, 2260 nt
Organism: Bombyx mori (domestic silkworm)
Lineage: Eukaryota; Metazoa; Arthropoda; Insecta; Lepidoptera; Bombycidae
Exons: 9
Coding region: 123-2240 (705 amino acids)
Source: RefSeq, a predicted model, not a curated record